AUGGACAAAGAAAACAGUGAUAUUUCAACCAAGCCCGCUGAUGUGAAUAUAUCCAAUAUCUCAGUUCAGGUGGUCAGUGCCCAUGGGAAGCUGCCAGGAAGACGACCACCACGAAAACCCAUCAGCAAAGCCAAGCCCAAGAAGCAAGCCAAGAAGAAAGCUCCCUUUUGGAAUGUCCAAAAUAAAAUCAUUCUCUUCACAGUGUUUUUAUUCAUCCUAGCAGUCAUAGCCUGGACCCUUCUAUGGCUCUACAUCAGUAAGACGGAAAGCAAAGACGCCUUUUACUUUGUGGGCAUGUUCCGCAUCACCAACAUUGAGUUUCUCCCUGAACACCGACAGAAGGAGUCCAGGGAAUUUCUGUCAGUGGCACAGACUGUGCAGCAAGUGGUAAACCUGGUGUAUACAACAUCCGCCUUCUCCAAAUUUUACAAGCAGUCUGUCGUCGCAGAUGUCAGUCACUACAGCAGUAACAACAAAGGUGGCCUCCUUAUCCACUUUUGGAUUGUGUUUGUCAUGCCACAUGCCAAGGGCCAUAUCUUCUGUGAGGACUGUGUGGCCACCAUCUUGAAGGACUCCAUCCAGACGAGCAUCAUAAACCGGACCUCUGUGGGGAGCUUGCAGGGUCUGGCUGUGGACAUGGACUCUGUAGUACUAAAUGACAAAGGCUGCUCUCAGUAUUUCUAUGCAGAUCAUGCGUCUUUCCGCUACCCUCUGGAGAUUUCUGCAACCUCAGGGCGGCUGAUGUGCCACUUCAAACUGGUGGCCAUAGUGGGCUAUCUGAUUCGUUUCUCCAUCGAGUCCAUCGAGAUAGAAGCCGACAACUGUGUCACAGACUCCCUGACCAUUUACGAUGCCCUCUUGCCAAUCCGGAGCACCAUCUUGUAUAGAAUUUGUGAACCCACAAGAACAUUAAUGUCAUUUGUUUCUACAAAUAAUCUCAUGUUGGUGACGUUGAAGUCUCCUCAGAUACGGAGCCUGUCAGGAAUCCGGGCAUAUUUGGAGGUCAUUCCAGAACAAAAGUGUGAAAACACAGUUUUGGUCAAAGAAAUCGCUGGCUUUGAAGGGAAAAUUUCAAGUCCAUAUUACCCAAGCUACUAUCCUCCGAAAUGCACGUGUACCUGGAAAUUUCAGGCUCCCCUACCAACUCUUGGCAUAGCACUGAAGUUCCAUAACUACUCAAUAACACAGAAGAGUGUGAAAGGCUGUGACCAUGGAUGGUGGGAAAUUAAUGAGCACAUGUACUGUGGCUCCUACAUGGAUCAUCAGACGAUUUUUCGAGUGCCCCGCCCGCUCGUCCAUGUUCAGCUUCAGUGUAGUUCAAGGCUUUCCGAUAAGCCGCUUCUCGUGGAGUAUGGCAGUUACAACAUCAGUCAACCCUGUCCUGUCGCAUCUUUCAGAUGCUCCUCCGGUUUGUGUGUCCCUCAGGCCCAGCGGUGUGAUGGAGUAAAUGACUGCUUUGACGAAAGUGAUGAACUUUUCUGUGUGUCUCUUCAACCUGCCUGCAACACCAGCUCCUCUGGGCCGCGUGGUCCUCUGGUCUGCGACGGCUUCAGGGACUGUGAGGACGGCCAGGAUGAACAGAACUGCACUCAGAGCAUUCCAUGCAACAACGGAACUUUUAAGUGUAGCAAUGAUAUUUGCCUUAGGAAACAAAAUGCAAAAUGUGAUGGGACUGUGGAUUGUCCAGAUGGGAGUGAUGAAGAAGGCUGCAGCUGCAGUGGAAGUUCCUCCAUCCUCCACCGCAUCAUCGGGGGCACCGACACGCAGGAAGGGGGUUGGCCAUGGCAAGUCAGCCUCCACUUUGUCGGAGUUGCCUACUGUGGAGCCUCAGUCAUCUCCAGGGAGUGGCUUCUCUCUGCCGCCCACUGUUUCCAUGGAAACAGGCUGUCAGACCCCACACCAUGGACUGCUCACCUUGGGAUGUAUGUGCAGGGCAAUGCCAAGUUUGUCUCCCCGGUGAGAAGAAUUGUGGUCCACGAGUACUACAACAGCCAGACCUUUGACUACGACAUUGCCUUGCUACAGCUCAGUAUCGCCUGGCCCGAGACCCUGAAACAGCUCAUUCAGCCAAUAUGCAUCCCUCCCGCUGGCCAGAAAGUUCGCAGUGGGGAGAAGUGCUGGGUAACUGGCUGGGGGCGAAGGCACGAAGCAGACAAUAAAGGCUCCCCAGUUUUGCAGCAGGCAGAGGUAGAGCUCGUUGACCAAACCCUCUGCGUUUCCACCUAUGGCAUCAUCACUUCGCGGAUGCUCUGUGCAGGUGUCAUGUCAGGCAAGAGAGAUGCUUGCAGAGGAGAUUCGGGUGGACCUUUAUCUUGUCGAAGAAAAAGUGACGGAAAAUGGAUUUUGACUGGCAUUGUUAGCUGGGGACAUGGAUGUGGAAGACCAAACUUUCCUGGUGUUUACACGAGGGUGUCAAACUUUGUUCCUUGGAUUCAUAAAUACGUCCCUUCUCUUUUGUAAUCGUACAAGUUGGAUUUUUGACUGUGAUUUAUGUGAUAGAUUCUUUAAAAACCAUGCAGUAAUUAUAAAUAAAAAGAGACUAUUUUUUCUGCAAAUUUCAGAUUCUGUACAUUUGGUAUUUAUUAGAAGACAGAGAGAUUCAUAUGUAUCUUAUUCCAUGUGAAGGAUAUAGCUAUAUUCAUUCUUUUUUUUUUUUUUUUCCCGAGGAACAUU
Equus caballus (horse) is the source of this 2673-nucleotide messenger RNA. The record is from RefSeq and is a predicted model, not a curated record. Lineage: Eukaryota; Metazoa; Chordata; Mammalia; Perissodactyla; Equidae.